Molecule: messenger RNA, 1072 nt
Organism: Aethina tumida (small hive beetle)
Lineage: Eukaryota; Metazoa; Arthropoda; Insecta; Coleoptera; Nitidulidae
Product: protein CDV3 homolog
Exons: 3
Coding region: 102-824 (240 amino acids)
Cellular component (GO): cytoplasm
Source: RefSeq, a predicted model, not a curated record
GAUGUCAGCCUUUUUGGGUUCCGGUUGUGCGUAUUGAAAGUGUGGUAAAUUCUUUGUGAUUCUUCUAAAUUUUACUUAAAUUAGUCGACAAAUAAUUUAUAAUGGCAGAUUUAGAUGAUUUUUUCGCUAAGAAAGACCGUAAAAAGUCCAAGACCAACAAAAAAUUUUCAACAACGGACGAAGUGGCUAAAAAAUUAGAAGAUACUGCCCGAAAGACAGAGAAAUUAAAGAAAGAACGGGCCCCAGAGGGAGAUGAACCAAAUGCUCCAGUUCAUGACCAAGACGAAUGGAAGGACUUUGAGGAAGAAAAGAAGGACUACACGGGCCUUAAAAUCGGUAACCUCACAAUCAACGCCAAUCAGGAAAAUAGUGCAGGCACUACUGAGACAAGUAAUGAACAACAAUCCGGCUGCGACGAGAGUGGCUCAGAUACGGACAAGAAAGUUGGACCAUGGAAACGUAUUGACGAGCAGCAACAGCAGGAGGAACCCAAACCUGAAAGGAAACCGGAACCUGAGCCUCCGAAGGUUACUAAAGGUGCAUAUGUACCACCCAACAUGAGGAAUCCCCAAGCACAACAACCAACGGUUCAAAACAACCGUUUAAAGUCCAAGGCUGCCCCAGAUAUCCACAAUGAAGAGUUCUUCCCCACAUUAUCAAGGACAAACGACCAUAAAAAGAAUCGCAGUGAAGGGUCAUUUGAGGUGGUGCAACACAACCGUUCAAGUUCGUAUAGACAGGCAGAACAAUCAAAGAUUAGUUCUUCACAGGGUCCAAAACUGAAUCUUGGGAACCGCUACAAUUCUCUAAGUAAUGAUAGCUAGUGUUUUGAAACAGUUUAGAGACAUGUUUGUAAUAAGUGGUGGCCAUGUUACAGAAUUACAGAACUGUUGUUUAAUAUUUUCCCAAUUAAAACUCAGACAUCAGUAAGGAUAAUUAUUUUAAUGUAUUAUCUAAUUUUAGGUUCUUCGUGUAUUUUUAUUAAUCAAAAGUAUCCAUCAAUAUACCACGUGUUCGAAAAAAUUUAUUUCAAAAGUUCUACAUAUUUUCUAUAAAUAAAUAUUAUUUACUA